Molecule: messenger RNA, 1270 nt
Organism: Thunnus maccoyii (southern bluefin tuna)
Lineage: Eukaryota; Metazoa; Chordata; Actinopteri; Scombriformes; Scombridae
Product: low affinity immunoglobulin gamma Fc region receptor III-like
Exons: 6
Coding region: 75-1001 (308 amino acids)
Biological process (GO): cell surface receptor signaling pathway
Molecular function (GO): transmembrane signaling receptor activity
Source: RefSeq, a predicted model, not a curated record
GUGAACACUUGCAACCACUUUCCUGUCAACUGCAGACCAAACCACACAGCUGCUGCACUGACCUCAUAGAGGAAAUGCUGCUUUUCACUGCCCUGACAGAACAAUUGAAAGUAUUUGAUGUCACAUCAGCGAGAGGUACAAUGAGACAAACAUCUCUUCACUUGCUGCUCCUGCUGAGCUCACUGCUGUGCUGCACAACAAACCAAGCCUCUCUGACUGUGAGUCCCAGCAGCUCUCAGAUGUUUGAAGGACAGUUUGUCUCUCUGAGCUGUGAGGAGGAUGACAGCUCUGCUGGAUGGACGCUGAGGAGGAACACAAGCAGAGAAACCAGUGUUGAGUGUGGAACUGACUGGGGAAAAUCAGCUGGUUCCUUCUGUAACAUCACUGACAUCGUCCCAAUGGACAGUGGAGUUUACUGGUGUGAGUCCAGAGAGGGAGCAACCAGUAGCAGCAUCAAAAUCACUGUCAUUGGUGGAUCAGUGAUCCUGCAGAGUCCUGUCCUCCCUGUGAUGGAGGGAGACAAUGUCACUCUGCACUGUAAAACAAAGACCUCCAACCUCCCAGCUGAUUUCCAUAAAGAUGGCUCCCUCAUCAGGACUGAGCCUACAGGUCACAUGACCAUCCACCAUGUUUCCAAGUCUGAUGAAGGCCUCUACAAGUGUAACAUCAGCAGUCACGGAGAGUCUCCAUCCAGCUGGAUCACGGUCACAGGUAAACCAACGACCUCGCCCCCUGUCUCUGUAGCCACAUCCCCUAUAAAUGUAGCUCUACCCCCUGCCUCAGCUCCCCUCCAGCUUGUGGUCAGACUGGUCUGCCACUUAGUGGUGUUCUGUCCGUACUUCAUCUCCACUCUCCUCAUGGUGUCUUUAUAUCGACACAGGUCCACAGGAAAUAACCUGCCUGUCUCCAUGGUGAUGACCACACCCACCCAGGCUGAGCAGGGAUUCAAUGAUGACUAUGAUGAUGUCAUCACAUCUGUCACCACAGAGCAUCACUUCUGAACUGAUCAGAUGUGACUGAUGAAACGUUCCAGUCAGAAAUUUUAUGCUUUUUUCUUCCAACAAUAAUAAACCAGUUUCUGUGUUUUUAAUAAUGUUAAAUAAUGAAUCAAAUCAAAGAUGUCAAUAAACAGAAUGUUCAUUUAUAUUCUGACUCACUUGCAUUGAAUCAUUCCAUAUAAGUGCAUCAUCAAGAUCUGUCUAGCAGGUGUCACCACUUCAUCAUCCUCCCAUUGAAGCUUUAAGGUUUUCCGGUCAGUUGUGUGUAAACU